Dermochelys coriacea (leatherback sea turtle) is the source of this 6150-nucleotide messenger RNA. It is a transcript of the gene FMNL2, whose product is annotated as formin like 2. The coding region runs from base 616 to 3963 and encodes 1115 amino acids. Gene Ontology annotation, cellular component: cytosol. Lineage: Eukaryota; Metazoa; Chordata; Testudines; Dermochelyidae. The record is from RefSeq and is a predicted model, not a curated record. Gene Ontology annotation, biological process: regulation of cell shape; cortical actin cytoskeleton organization; cell migration. The transcript has 28 exons. Gene Ontology annotation, molecular function: small GTPase binding; actin filament binding.
GCUCAUGGGAGGUGGCUAGCGAAAGGGGGCUUUGUGCUGCUGCUGGCUGGGGUGUGCGUUUGUCUGGAAUCGGAGUCUGCUGCGGCUCGUCUGAGUUUUGUGUGGUGUGUGUGUGUGGGGGGGGGGGCAGCUUGUAUGUGUCAGAGGCAGCAGCAGCCACAUCAGGGGUAGCCGGGGCGCAAGAGGGACCGCUAAGCCGGAAUCAUGUAUCUCACCAUCAGGAUUGCGAGCGGGGAGUGGUGUGGAAAUUGUGCAACAUGCAGAUAAGAUCCCGGUUUCCUAACGACCUCUCCCGAAGAAAGAGAGAGCGAGCUUGCCCUGGGCAGGAGGGAGAGGAGAAAGCCAGCAUGAAGGUUGAAGUAGAUCAUUUCCACGGCCAGUGCUAGAGGGAGACCUAGAUCUGUGCAACUCGCUUCCCCGUGGCUGUUUGGUUUGGGGCGGGGGGGGGGGGGGGACACCGGAUCGGGCUCAGCCAGGGAGGAGGGGAAGGGGCGAGUGGGGAGGGGGGUGGUGGAGAAGGAAUAACGGAGAGAGAGGCUGUGCGGUGCAUUGCACACAGACUGAGCGAGGGGAAGAGCAGGAAAAAUCGCCCCUCUCCGAGGAAGGGCCAUCGCCAUGGGCAAUGCUGGGAGCAUGGAUUCUCAGCAGACGGACUUCAGGGCUCACAACAUGCCUCUCAAGCUGCCAAUGCCCGAGCCAGGUGAACUGGAGGAGAGAUUUGCCGUCGUCCUGAAUGCAAUGAACUUGCCACCCGACAAAGCCAGGUUACUUCGGCAGUAUGACAAUGAGAAGAAAUGGGAGUUGAUCUGUGAUCAGGAAAGAUUUCAAGUGAAGAAUCCUCCACAUACAUAUAUCCUGAAAUUAAAGGGCUAUCUCGAUCCAGCAGUAACCAGGAAGAAAUUCAGAAGACGAGUCCAAGAAUCUACUCAAGUACUACGAGAACUGGAAAUUUCUUUAAGAACAAAUCAUAUUGGAUGGGUCAGGGAGUUUUUGAAUGAAGAAAACAAAGGCCUGGAUGUUCUGGUGGAAUAUUUGUCAUUUGCACAGUACGCAGUCACUUUUGACUUUGAAAGCUUGGAGAACAAUGUGGAAAAUUCAAUGGAUAAAUCCAAACCUUGGAGCCGUUCCAUUGAAGACCUGCAUAGAGGAAGUAACUUACCCUCCCCAGUUGGCAAUAGCAUUUCCCGCUCUGGCAGGCAUUCUACUCUACGAUCGGUUUCUCUGCCUGAACAACUUCAGUUCAAACGCCGCCAGAGCUGCUUUUCACCCAACUGUCUCUGGAGCGGCUUCAGUUUACACUCUGCUGGUGAGGCUUCAAGCCGGAAAAUCUCGUAUAAUACCUUGCCGAGCAGAAGAACACUAAAAAAUUCAAGAUUAGUGAGCAAAAAAGACGAUGUUCAUGUCUGCAUCAUGUGUUUACGUGCCAUAAUGAAUUACCAGUAUGGAUUCAAUAUGGUCAUGUCCCAUCCACAUGCUGUUAAUGAAAUUGCACUAAGCCUGAACAACAAGAAUCCCAGAACAAAAGCCCUUGUCUUAGAACUGUUAGCAGCCGUUUGUCUUGUCAGAGGAGGGCAUGAAAUUAUUUUAUCUGCGUUUGAUAACUUUAAGGAGGUUUGUGGAGAGAAACAGCGCUUUGAAAAGCUGAUGGAACACUUCCGAAAUGAAGACAACAAUAUAGACUUCAUGGUGGCAUGUAUGCAGUUCAUCAACAUUGUAGUCCAUUCAGUAGAGGACAUGAAUUUCAGAGUUCAUCUCCAGUAUGAAUUUACGAAAUUAGGCCUGGACGAAUAUUUGGAUAAGCUGAAACAUACGGAGAGUGACAAACUGCAGGUGCAGAUACAAGCUUACUUGGACAAUGUAUUUGAUGUGGGAGCUUUGCUUGAAGAUGCCGAAACCAAGAACGCAGCCUUGGAAAGAGUUGAAGAACUGGAAGAAAAUAUUUCUCAUUUAUCGGAAAAACUGCAAGACACAGAGAAUGAAGCUAUGGCAAAGAUUGUGGAACUGGAAAAGCAGCUUAUGCAGAGAAACAAAGAACUGGAUGUUGUUCGAGAAAUUUACAAAGAUGCAAAUACCCAGGUUCACACACUGAGAAAAAUGGUCAAAGAAAAAGAGGAAGCCAUCCAGCGGCAGUCAACCCUGGAGAAAAAGAUCCAUGAACUGGAAAAGCAAGGGACCAUUAAAAUUCAGAAGAAAGGUGAUGGUGACAUCUCUAUUCUUCCUGUUGCUGUGGCCUCUGGGACACUGCCAUCAGGGUCAGAAGCUACAGCUGGCACAUUUGUGGGACCAGUGACUGGGGCUACGUCUUCAGUACCAUUGCCGCCACCUCCACCCCCAUUACCACCACCAUCUGAGACAGUGCAAAACGGUCCUGUGACAGCACCUAUGCCACCUCCACCUCCGCCUCCACCUCCACCUCUUCCUGGUCCAGCUGCAGAGACAGCCCCAGCUCCUCCACUGCCUCCCCCACCGCCACCAUCAGCACCCCCUCUUCCAGGAACAGCCUCUCCCACGGUGGUUUUCAACUCAGGAUUAGCAGCUGUGAAAAUCAAGAAGCCAAUCAAGACAAAGUUCCGCAUGCCUGUCUUUAACUGGGUAGCUCUCAAACCCAAUCAAAUUAAUGGGACAGUCUUCAAUGAAAUUGAUGAUGAAAGGAUCCUGGAGGAUUUAAAUGUGGAUGAAUUUGAAGAAAUAUUCAAGACAAAAGCUCAAGGUCCAGCCAUUGAUCUUACUUCAAGCAAACAAAAGAUAACUCAAAAAGGGUCAAACAAAGUCACAUUAUUGGAAGCAAACAGGGCCAAAAAUCUUGCCAUCACUUUAAGAAAAGCUGGAAAGACUGCAGAUGAGAUAUGCAAAGCUAUUCAGGUAUUUGACCUGAAGACGUUGCCAGUAGAUUUUGUUGAAUGUUUGAUGCGAUUCUUGCCCACUGAGAACGAAGUGAAAGUGUUACGACUCUAUGAGAGGGAGAGGAAACCUGUUGAGAACCUGACUGAUGAAGAUCGGUUCAUGAUGCAAUUCAGUAAGAUUGAGAGGCUGAUGCAGAAGAUGACCAUCAUGGCCUUCAUAGGCAACUUUGCAGAAAGCAUCCAAAUGCUGACACCGCAACUCCAUGCAGUAAUAGCAGCAUCUGUCUCAAUAAAGUCAUCCCAAAAGCUCAAGAAAAUACUGGAGAUAAUCUUGGCGCUUGGUAACUAUAUGAACAGCAGUAAAAGAGGAGCAGUUUAUGGGUUUAAACUACAGAGUUUAGAUCUGCUGUUAGACACAAAAUCAACGGACAGAAAACAAACGUUGUUGCACUAUAUAUCCAACGUUGUGAAGGAGAAGUAUCACCAAGUAUCCCUCUUUUACAAUGAGCUUCAUUACGUGGAGAAAGCUGCUGCAGUGUCCCUUGAAAAUGUCCUGUUGGAUGUCAAGGAGCUCCAGCGAGGCCUGGACCUGACAAAGCGAGAAUACACCAUGCACGACCACAAUACAAUGCUGAAGGAAUUUAUUCAUAACAAUGAAGGAAAACUAAAGAAGCUGCAGGAUGAUGCAAAAAUAGCCCAGGAUGCCUUUGAUGAUGCUGUGAAAUAUUUUGGGGAGAAUCCCAAGACAACCCCCCCAUCCGUCUUCUUCCCAGUCUUUGUCCGAUUUGUGAAAGCCUACAAGCAAGCAGAAGAGGAGAACGAGUUGAGAAAGAAACAAGAACAGGCACUAAUGGAAAAACUUCUGGAGCAAGAAGCAUUGAUGGAGCAACAGGACCAAAAGUCUCCUUCUCAUAAAACAAAAAGACAGCAGCAAGAGCUAAUUGCAGAGCUACGCCGACGACAAGUCAAGGAUAACAGACAUGUGUACGAGGGGAAAGAUGGUGCAAUUGAAGACAUUAUAACAGCCCUAAAGAAGAAUAAUAUCACUAAAUUUCCAAAUGUUCACUCGAGGGUAAGGAUUUCUUCUAGCACACCGGUGGUGGAGGAUACACAGAGCUGAUCUUAGAAACCAGCCAUACAGACGAGCCGAUGCGGUAAGGAGAAGCGUUAGGAGACGCUUUGAUGAUCAGAACUUGCGCUCUGUAAAUGGUGCUGAAAUAACCAUGUGAUCUGGAGAUUUGCAUGUGAAAAGUAGAGCGUGUGCUUGAAUGAUACCUUGUCCAUGUGAACUAUAUGUGCUACCAUUUAAUUAUAGCCUUGAAUACAGUAAAAUUACCUUCUGAAGGGCUCAAAAAUAUAGAAAAUGCAUAGGAACGUAAAAGUGAUGGGCUCUCUACUCAACCAUAGCUAACAAGUGCCUAAAAGUGAAGUACCUGCUCAAAUUAAUUAAAGCAAUAGGACUUGAUUUGAUUGGGUAUCUUUUUACACCAAUACAUUAUUCAGUAUUUUUAACCAAAAUGUAAAAUACAUGAUUUUUUUUUAUUACAUGAAAUUUAGUGAUUGGCCUUCAGUGGCCCUUCUUGAUUUCCUGACAGGUUGUAAAUAAGUAAUACUUGGAUGCAGUCUGCUGUGGACUUAAGCUUUUCAAUGCAUUCCUGUCCUGUCCACUAAGGAAUUAACCUUAACCUUCAACUGCACUUAUUAGCAUUUUUUUAAUAUAUAUAUUUAAGGGCUUACCCUGUGCAAGGGGGAAGUAAUUACAAAAUGAACUACCUUUCAACCAUACACAAACCCCUGCCUAAUACAAAUAAGAUGUGUUAAAGACAUAAUUCAGUGAACACAAGGUUUAUAUCAAAUGAACACAAACUAUUCUUCAUGUCGAGAUUCUGCUUUUUGUAUGCCAGUGUGCAACGUGGGAUAAGCAGUGAGGGAUAGCUGGGAGGGUAUGAAUGCAUUGCAAAGAUAUAUGAAACAAGAACGUUGUAAAAGACUCAUUUACUAUGUUCUUCAGAUAGAGGCAGCUUUUGAAUAACAACGUGUAUUUAUUAAUUAGCACUAAGAUAUUAACAUCUCAUUAAUCAGUAUUAGGAUUUCUGAAGACCAUUACUGUUCAGUUAUUAACUCAGUGAAAUAAUCUUGUGCCCUGCUGAGAGAGGACUUUAAUACCCCAUGUAUAAGCUUUAAACUUGCAUCUGCAUUGAGCAAGAACGGUAACCCAGUAAGUAUUUUUUUCCUUUGACAAUCGAGUUCUGAUCACUUAAUGCAAAGGGACAUUUGUUGUUCAAAUGCAUCCCAACUUCUAAAUUCUUAGUUUUUAUAUAUUGCAUUUUACACUUUAAAAUUGAGCUUAUUGUAUUAGGCUUGGCAAUAUUUAAAUAUAUACACAGUGCUACUGGUGCAGAUCAAUUUAUUGUUAUAAUGGAAUUUUAUUUUAUCCUACAAUGGCAGGGCACUUGAUCUAUUCCAAAGUCAAGAACUGGACUGAGGCUAAAUUUGUACUUUCAAAGAUGAUACAUUUUGCUUGUGGCUUACCGUUCCUGGUAGCGUUGCAUCAGUAUGUUAAUUGUAAAAUUUAUUGUAUAGUAUUUAACCACUGAGUUUCUUUUCUUUUAUGUUGUGCUUUAUGUGAACCACUGGUGAAGGUCCCAUUUUCCUUGAAUAAUGUGUAGUUAUAUGAAUCUGUUUUUAAAUGUACAGAUAUUUUGCUACAAAAUUGGUGCAGUUUUUUAUGGUUUUUACACUUCUCUUUAAUUCCCACUUUAGCCUCUGGGUAAUAUUGUAAAUAUUGUUUAAAAAAUGCAUCAGCCUGUGCUAUACAAUCUGAAUGUUAUUUUAACUUAUAGUUUUGUUUUUUAUAUUUAACUAAAUGGACAGUUUGGGGCUCAGUUACCACAGACUUCCGCUUACCUAUUUACAGAAAGUUUACAUUAAAACUGCCACCUAUUCUCUCAUUUACAGCAACGUGUACUCAACAUGCGAAAGAGAACAUGCCAAAAUUGCCUCUUUCUUCACUGAUAGUGACAAGAGUUUUAAUCUGUAUAAGAGAAAAUAAUUUGGCAAUGUAAUUUAAGUACAUUUAUUAGUCAAAUGGGUCAAACUCGUAAGCUCAAAAGCAUUUUAUAACUUAACUCUAGACAGCAAAUAACGUUACCAUACAAGUGGACUGUAAUAUUGGCAUGUUCUCUUUGAUGUUUUUCUAGUAAUAGACCUGCUUCUUAGCAAUAUUAGAAGUGUUUUAUAAAAGCAGUUCAUGUUACUUUUCUGUUCUGUUCAUGGCAUAUGAUCAAAUAAACUAUUUACACUACUA